AUUUCUUACCCUUGCGUAGGUAUAGGUGGUUGGGUAUCUAGUGGGUCCCUCCUACACGUAUAAGACAUAUAUAAAAUGCUUUGCUUCUCGAGGAAAUAGGAAGUUCCUAGAUUGAUCUCGUACCAAGUCAGACCCCCUUCGAUUCAGCUUCAUUCUAGCUACUUACACGUCCCUUCUUCGUCAUGUCUGACCCCAAAACCGCAAUUCCCAAGGGCUCUUGGGUCCUUGUUACCGGUAUCACCGGUCAUAUAGCAGCACAUACAACUAAAUUGUUUCUCGAACGUGGCUUCAGAGUCCGCGGCACGGUGAGAAAUGUAAAAAGCGCGGCAUGGCUCACUCAAGAUAUCUUCAAGUCGUUCGCUGACCGUGGUGAUCUCGAGCUCGUCCAUGUCCCAGACCUCGGUGCCGAACAUGCUUUUGACGAAGCGAUCAAGGGGGUCUCUGCAAUAGCUCAUAUUGCAUCGGUCCUCUCCUGGUCUCACAACCCUAACGAAGUCAUUCUACCAGUGGUCAACAGCGUAAAUUCGAUUCUCAAAGCUGCGCUAGACGAGCCCUCGGUAAAGUCAAUCGUUUACACUAGUUCCAUCGCCGCCGCAGUGGAUAUCACUCCAGGAGUGACUGCCCACGCGGGACCAGACACCUGGAACAACAGAGCCGUCGAAAUUGCUUGGGCUCCGCCGCCAUACACCCAGGAACGCUGGCACAUGAUCUAUCAGGCUAGCAAAGUCGAGGCAGAGAAGGCCCUGUGGGCUUUCGCCAAAACGAACAAGUCUCACUUUACCGUCAACGUCGUCAGCCCUGCAACUAUACUUGGCGAGGGUCUUACCAAGAGACACUUGGAACUCCCAUACCCAUGGAUAAAAAAUCUAUACGACGGAAAUGAAGAAAUCGGGGCCUUGUUCCAGGCGAUCAUCCACAUUGACGUCAAGGAUGUCGCGCUACUUCACGUUGCCGCAGUGUUAGACCGUGAAUGUGAUGGCGCACGGUUACAAGCCUGGGCUGAAUACUGCAAUAUGAACGAUAUUCUCGCCAUUUUGCGCAGGCUGUAUCCGCGGCGAAAGUUCAUGGAUGACUUCCCAAAUCAGACAAAGCUUAGUAUUACAACCGAUUACGAUCAACAACUCGCCUUGCUCAAGAAAUGGGGUGGUCAGGAUAGAUGGACUUCGCUAGAGCAGAGUGUUAUAGACGAGGUGAAAGGUGUUGUUAAUUGGUUCCCUAAGCAAUGAAAAGAACAUGGCGCCCGUACUUCUAGUAUAUAGGAAUAUUUCACAUAUUAGAAGUAUGCAUUUAUUAGUUAAA
Molecule: messenger RNA, 1299 nt
Organism: Truncatella angustata
Lineage: Eukaryota; Fungi; Ascomycota; Sordariomycetes; Amphisphaeriales; Sporocadaceae
Exons: 2
Coding region: 183-1226 (347 amino acids)
Molecular function (GO): oxidoreductase activity, acting on the CH-OH group of donors, NAD or NADP as acceptor
Source: RefSeq, a predicted model, not a curated record